AGACAAAGGAAGUACCGUGUGGACAGGGGAAGAUAAAGUGGAGAUUGAGGUGUGUUCCGACAAGCCAGAGGACGAAUACGAGGAACGUUCAAAAUUCGAAGAGCGUUAUUACGCGCUGAUGGCGCAAGCGCGCAAUCUGCUGUGCAGAGAUGGUGCAGCAGAUGACGGCCGCUCUGUUGCAGGUUCGAUAUGCAAACAAGCAGCUAUGGUGAAAGUGAUUGACGACAACGGCAACAGCAUGGACGCACGGCUUCUACUCGAUAACGGCAGUACGGCAAAUUUUAUAACGCAGUCGCUUUGCAGUAAACUAAAAUUAUCUACACGUUCCGUUACAAACAUGAAGGUGGAGCAUUUGCAGCGUUAUCAAAGAAUCAAUUAUAUAAAGCAGCAUUUUUGGAAGCGGUUUUCUAAAGAAUACGUCUCUUUACUUCAAACAAAAACUAAAUGGUUCCAUUCAACAGGACAACUAUCUGUCGGAACUCUUGUAUUAUUGAAGGAAGCAGGUCAACCUCCUCUACUGUGGCCAUUGGGACGAGUCACCAAAAUUUAUCCUGGCGUCGAUGGAGGCUCAAGAGUGGCAGAACUAAAGAUGAAAGGAAAAACUGUUCUACGGAGCUACAAAAACAUCUGUCCUCUUCCCUUGGACUAGAACCUUCUCGUCACUCUGCUACCACAACUCUUCCAUUACAACCACUUACAUCUGUUUCUUCACAGCCGUGGGCCCAUCACACUGCUUCUUUGAACAAAGGUGUUCAACCCGGGGAGGAUGUUCGCGCCCGAGAUGCGGGCAACACUAUAAGCGGGCGGAGCGGCGUGCGGGUGAAGAAACGUCACUCAAAAUCUCAACCGGCUGCCGAUGCAUACGCGCACCGUAUAAUUUGUCUUUUUGCAACUUUGUUAAUUCCAAAAUAAACCAUUACAAC
This is a messenger RNA of Papilio machaon (common yellow swallowtail), 923 nucleotides long. RefSeq lists its product as uncharacterized. The transcript is spliced from 4 exons. Lineage: Eukaryota; Metazoa; Arthropoda; Insecta; Lepidoptera; Papilionidae. The record is from RefSeq and is a predicted model, not a curated record. The coding region runs from base 119 to 649 and encodes 176 amino acids.